AACUACAUCCUACAACUCCACCUUGUGACUAAUAAUAUACUGCAUGCCGGUGUAAGGUUUCCGGUGUUAUGGCGACCUGGAGCAUACGUUUUUGUUUGCAGAAGAGUUUGGGUUGUGCUGUGAGGUAAGCCAAGACGACUCUCCCAUGUGUUUCUGUGGAACUGACUAUGCUGCUGUUGGUAGCACUGGUCAUGGUCUGUACUUACACUGUGGUAGCUGCCGAGGAGGCUGAGAACACCAGCCACAAACCACCAUUCCACUAUAGCAGCCUCGCUCUGCCACAGCACCAUAUCCCCUACUUCCUCCACACUAACAAGAGAGUGGCCAGGCUUUGUCGAGAGGACCCGCUCUGCCCUUUUAAAGAUGCUCUGCUGGAUGUGUCGUCCUGCUGGGGCUAUGAGGAGAACUGUGCCCCAGAGAACCGCUUUAGCUAUCCUGUCUGCACCAAGAUCCACUCUGGAUGGGCCAGCUCAGUGGAGGCAGCCCAGGAGCUGUUCUGGAAACAGGGAGACUUUGGUUAUGUCAUGGAGCGCCUCAGUGAGAUGAAGACCCUCUGCAAGGCCACCAAUCCUGGAGAUUCAUCUCUGAAAUGCUCCAGCCACACUCGCUUCUGCAGGGCGACCAAUCUGUACCUGGACCUGAGGAACCCUCGCAGGGGUCAUGAGAGGUAUAAGGAGGACUUUCUCCAGGAGGGGGAGAUUGGGGGGCGUUGUAGUCUGAACAGCCUAGCGCUGGCCGCAGAAGGAGAGCACAAGAGCCCUCUGCAGUCCUGGUAUGCUGAACUGCAGGCAUACACAGAGCUGGACUUCAACCCCACAGAUGAAGAGCAUUGUGACAUCAUCAUUGAGAAACCUACUGUAUUCAUGAAGCUUGAUGCAGGGGUGAACAUGUACCAUCACUUCUGUGACUUUGUCAACCUGUACAUUUCCCAGCACAUCAACAACUCCUUCAGCAGAGACAUCAAUAUCCUUAUGUGGGAUACGAGUUUUAAUGGAUAUGGGGAUCUGUUCAGUGAGACAUGGAAGGCUUUCUCUGACUAUGACAUCAUCCAUCUGAAAACAUUUGACACUAAAAGGGUGUGCUUCAAAGAUUCCGUGUUCUCCCUGCUCCCCAGGAUGAGAUAUGGGCUGUUCUAUAACACACCUUUGAUAUCUGACUGCUACAGUGAAGGGAUGUUCAGGGCCUUCUCCCAGCAUGUUCUAUAUCGACUCAGCGUUCCACAGGAUGGACCCAUGGAGGGGAGGAUUCGGGUGACGUUGUUGGCACGCAGCACAGACUACCGUAAGAUAUUGAACCAGCAGGAGCUCAUAAAGGCCCUGAAGACUGUGCCUCUACUUGAGGUCAGAGUGGUGGAUUACAAAUACAAGGAGGUUCCGUUCCUCGAGCAGCUCAGCAUUACCCACAACUCUGACAUCUUCAUCGGGAUUCACGGGGCAGGACUUACUCACCUGCUCUUCCUUCCUGAUUGGGCUGUCAUCUUUGAGCUAUAUAACUGUCAGGAUGAGAGCUGCUAUCGAGAUCUGGCUCGGCUGCGGGGGAUCCGAUAUGUGACUUGGCAGAAGAGGGACAAAGUGCUCCCAGAAGAUAAGGGUCACCAUCCCACCCUGGGGGAUCAUCCUAAGUUCACCAACUACUCGUUUGAUGUGGAGGAGUUCAUGCGUCUGGUGCUGGAAGCAGCAGACUAUGUCCAGCACCACCCCGAGUGGCAGCCCCUGCCCAGCCAUGACGAACUGUAAGCCUGCAGCACGAGGACAGUUUGGUGAAGUCAAACACACGACUAAAACACAGCCGUCUUAUAAAUCUAAAAGUAUAUUUAAUACUAGUUGUUGUACACUGCUCAAAAAAAUAAAGGGAACACUAAAAUAACACAUCCUAGAUCUGAAUGAAUGAAAUAUUCUUAUUAAAUACUUUUUUCUUUACAUAGUUGAAUGUGCUGACAACAAAAUCACACAAAAAUUAUCAAUGGAAAUCAAAUUUAUCAACCCAUGGAGGUCUGAAUUUGGAGUCACACUGUCCACCGCCAAACCGGUCAUGCUGGAGGAUGUUGCAGGCAGCAGAACGUUCUCCACAGCGUCUCCAGACUCUGUCACGUCUGUCACAUGUGCUCAGUGUGAACCUGCUUUCAUCUGUGAAGAGCACAGGGCGCCAGUGGCGAAUUUGCCAAUCUUGGUGUUCUCUGGCAAAUGCCAAACGUCCUGCACGGUGUUGGGCUGUAAGCACAACCCCCACCUGUGGACGUCGGGCCCUCAUACCACCCUCAUGGAGUCUGUUUCUGACCGUUUGAGCAGACACAUGCACAUUUGUGGCCUGCUGGAGGUCAUUUUGCAGGGCUCUGGCAGUGCUCCUCCUUGCACAAAGGCGGGGGUAGCAGUCCUGCUGCUGGGUUGUUGCCCUCCUACGGCCUCCUCCACGUCUCCUGAUGUACUGGCCUGUCUCCUGGUAGCGCCUCCAUGCUCUGGAUACUACGCUGACAGACACAGCAAACCUUCUUGCCACAGCUCGCAUUGAUGUGCCAUCCUGGAUGAGCUGCACUACCUGAGCCACUUGUGUGGGUUGUAGACUCCGUCUCAUGCUACCACUAGAGUGAAAGCACCGCCAGCAUUCAAAAGUGACCAAAACAUCAGCCAGGAAGCAUAGGAACUGAGAAGUGGUCUGUGGUCACCACCUGCAGAACCACUCCUUUAUUGGGGGUGUCUUGCUAAUUGCCUAUAAUUUCCACCUGUUGUCUAUUCCAUUUGCACAACAGCAUGUGAAAUUUAUUGUCAAUCAGUGUUGCUUCCUAAGUGGACAGUUUGAUUUCACAGAAGUGUGAUUGACUUGGAGUUACAUUGUGUUGUUUAAGUGUUCCCUUUAUUUUUUUGAGCAGUGUAUAUUAUGAAGGUUAAAUUUAGGUUUACAAACAAACAUCACUUUUCAGCUAUUUAUUAUUUCAUUUUUUUCUGCAGUGAGUCUUUAACACAGCCUUCUAGGCCAACACAGCCCAAGGUGCAUCUCAGUAGCGAUAAUAAAGAGAAAUCAAAUGGCCUUGGCAAACUUAGAGUACCUGCUACCAUUUCCCUUGUUAGAGAACAGUAUAUGUGCUAUACAUACACUCCUUACAACAAAUGACUAUUUCUAUGACAUGCUGCCACUGGUGGUUGCCGGAAUGAUCAUUUGUUUACGUUCUAAAAACAGUUAUUUUCUGCAUUUUCUGAUUUAAAGUGGUGUGUUGUAGACAGACCGGGAUGGAACCUUCAACAUGUUGUGAAUGUGCCCGUUUUAUCAACACCGCAGAAUUGUCUUUGCAACUAUUUUGUAGUCACUACAUAUAGUAAACUUCCAUGAAAGGGAAAACACAAAUGAUAUAAUCAAUCUAAAGCUGGAUGUUUUAUUUAUAAGUGAAAGGGAGUCAGACCUUUUGGUCAAUGUUUUGGAAAGUCUUGUAAGUCAUGGUAUAUUUCAAAGCCAUGGAAAUGUUUUGAAAUAAACCUUUUCAAAAGUG
Molecule: messenger RNA, 3481 nt
Organism: Salvelinus fontinalis (brook trout)
Lineage: Eukaryota; Metazoa; Chordata; Actinopteri; Salmoniformes; Salmonidae
Product: EGF domain-specific O-linked N-acetylglucosamine transferase-like
Exons: 16
Coding region: 168-1736 (522 amino acids)
Cellular component (GO): endoplasmic reticulum lumen
Molecular function (GO): protein N-acetylglucosaminyltransferase activity
Source: RefSeq, a predicted model, not a curated record